ACUGUGGGAGUCUCGGUAGUGCCGCUUCGCCAUGGCAAUGAUGUUCAUGAUGACAACCAAGGAAGGCACAAUGAUGGGCUGUUGCCGCGGGCGGGUGUGGGUGAUCUUGUGGUUUGCAAGUGGUCAGGAAGUGGAGGUAAACCUCGAUUUACAGCCACUCGAGGGCAAGAGGAUUGCGAGGAACGACGUCGGCGCGGGUAGGUCGUACGGCCUACCUCUCUACUGAUGUGGCCGCAUAUGUACCACGGGCAAGAAGCCCCUCACCUCACACCCGGGCGAACAUGUCUCUUGCGCGCGCCGUGCUGCAAGACAAGGUGAGGCUCUUGCCGGCAGCUUGUCAGAAGUCGAGACACGGACACGGGGAGCAUGUCAUUGGCGAGCGAGGCUCGAGAGAGAGAGGGAAAGACCCAUUCCAGCGGGCUCCUCGGUGCCUCCAUCUUUCACAAUUGCCCCUCCCUCAUGUCAUGGAUGUGUGCGCCACUGCUGCUUCCAGAUUGGCUCUAGAUCCCCAAGCAUCCAUCGGAGCAUGCACACCUGACUUGAGCCCUGCAUUUGCCCAUGACCCUGAAUGUGAGGUGGAAGACAAUCAGGUUGCUCUUCAAGGUGUUGUGCUGCGCUUCAGUGGCUACGGACUUCCCGCCGUCUGCCCCUCGCGCGGACGCCGGGCAACGCUGAUCGGCGUCCUUUGGCUACGCAAGGCAGCGCACUCUCUAGAUCUACGCCAGCCUUUUGUAUUGCUUGUGAUGCAAGGACAGAAAAGUGCUUCGUGCGGCACGCCGCAUCCUCAGGGCGGUCAGGUCGUCGAUGCAUGUGACCUCUUAUUCUCCCUCGUCGAAGUGACAUUUUGUCUCUGUGCCUACCUCUCCUGCCGCGUGGGUACUGCUGCAGUGUUCCCUGUUACUUGA
This is a messenger RNA of Microdochium trichocladiopsis, 905 nucleotides long. RefSeq lists its product as uncharacterized. The record is from RefSeq and is a predicted model, not a curated record. NCBI's taxonomy places the organism in Eukaryota, Fungi, Ascomycota, Sordariomycetes, Xylariales, Microdochiaceae. Bases 282 to 905 code for a protein of 207 amino acids. The transcript has 3 exons.